Molecule: messenger RNA, 4447 nt
Organism: Tyto alba (common barn owl)
Lineage: Eukaryota; Metazoa; Chordata; Aves; Strigiformes; Tytonidae
Gene: B4GALT1
Product: beta-1,4-galactosyltransferase 1
Exons: 6
Coding region: 132-1196 (354 amino acids)
Biological process (GO): carbohydrate metabolic process; protein N-linked glycosylation
Molecular function (GO): beta-N-acetylglucosaminylglycopeptide beta-1,4-galactosyltransferase activity; cytoskeletal protein binding
Source: RefSeq, a predicted model, not a curated record
GCUGCGGGAGGAGCGCUGGGCGGGGGGCCGCCCCCCCCGGGGGGCGGAGCCGCCGUCUCCCCCCGCCCCGUCCCCGUCCCUCGUCGGCGGCGCGGUGCGGGGCGGGCGGCGCUCCCCGCCAGCGCACCGGCAUGAAGGAGCAGUCGCUGCCCGGCACCUCGCUGCAGCGGGCCUGCCGCCUCCUCGUCGCUUUCUGCGCCCUCCACCUCUCGGCCACGCUGCUCUACUACCUGGCGGGCAGCGCCCUGGGGCCGCCGGGCAGCCCCGAGCCGCCGCCGCGCCGCCCGCCGCCCGCCAACCUCUCGCUGCCGCUCUCCCGCCCGCCGCCGCCCGCCGCCGCCCGGCCCCGGCCCCCGCCCGCCUCGCCGCCGCCGCCGGGACCCUGCCCCGAGCCCUCCCCGCUGCUCGUUGGUGCACUACGUGUGGAGUUUUCCCAGCCUGUGAACCUGGAAGAAGUGGCGAGAAUCAACCCCGAGGUCAAACCAGGAGGUCGUUUUGCUCCAAAGGAUUGUAUAGCACUUCAAAAAGUAGCAAUAAUCAUACCAUUCAGGAACCGAGAGGAGCACCUGAAGUACUGGCUCUAUUACCUACAUCCAAUUCUCCAAAGGCAGCAACUAGAUUAUGGAGUAUAUGUUAUCAAUCAGGAUGGAGAAGAAGAAUUUAACCGUGCUAAACUGCUGAAUAUAGGAUUCGCAGAGGCCUUGAAAGAGUAUGACUAUGAUUGCUUUGUGUUUAGUGACGUAGACCUCAUCCCAAUGGAUGACAGGAACACCUACAAAUGUUACAGCCAGCCACGGCACCUCUCUGUAUCCAUGGAUAAAUUUGGAUUUCGGUUGCCUUACAAUCAGUAUUUCGGAGGCGUGUCUGCCUUGAGCAAAGAACAGUUCACAAAGAUCAACGGGUUCCCAAACAAUUACUGGGGCUGGGGUGGUGAAGAUGAUGACAUUUAUAACAGGCUGGUGUUUAAAGGCAUGGGGAUAUCCCGUCCAGAUGCCAUCAUCGGCAAGUGCAGAAUGAUUCGGCAUUCCCGGGACCGAAAGAACGAACCCAACCCCGAGAGGUUUGACCGAAUUGCUCACACAAGGGAGACAAUGAGCUCUGACGGCUUAAAUACACUAUCCUACAAGGUGUUAAGAACUGACAAGUACCCUCUGUAUACAAAGAUCACAGUGGACAUUGGCUCACCAAAUAGCUAACAUCAGAGACACAAGAGAGAUCUUGCCUGUGUUGCCGAGGACAUCUGGCCUCACUGAUAUUAUAUCUGCUGGUUUUAUAACAGUUGCAAUGAACAAAAAAAAAAAAAAAAAAAAGCCUCAUGGCAUGCCAAAGCUCUCCAAAUUGGUUGGACAAGUGCUUUUUUUCCUUCUUUUUUUUAAAAAAAAAUUCCAAACUUGACUUUACAGUUUUCUAGCUCUCCAUUGUUUUGUAAGUCCUGAAGCUGUACAAAAGAGUUGUAAAUAUUUACUUUGCCAGAAAAUGUUGAAUCUGAUCUAUUUGCUGCAUUGCUCCCCAUGUUGAGUUAAUUGCUGGACCCAGAUUUUACUGAUUACAACUGUGAUGCAUCAGCAAUUACUGCCCAUUAUAUUUGGUAUUUUAAAUGAGGUGGAUGAAAACAUCCUUUUAAUUAAUUCCUGGUUUUACUUUAUGAAGGACUGUAAAAUGCUGCUAAAAUUGUACAAGUUUACGUUUUGCAUUAGAUGGUUUUUUUUAAUGGAGACAAUAUCAUAUAUUUUUUUCUCAUAGUGACCAAAACAAACAUCUCCUCUGUGUGCAGAGCAAAUGUUGAACAAUCGAGUCUGGAUUCAAUGAAUGUCAUUAUUUCUUUUAGUCUCAAAGGAGGCUUUGAGUGAGUUGAGCCAGAGUUUGCCAGAACUUGCCAGUGAGCUCUCUGCAUAAGGUGGGAGCUACACAGAUGGCAUCUGCAAAAACCGCUGGCUUCAGAUAACCUUAUUUCUGGAUGUGAUAGUGACUCUUUGCCUCAGCCCGAUUAACACCUGGGGCUUUUGAGGGGGGGUGGGGGAGUGGAGGGUGUGGGGUUUUUUUGUUUGUUUUUGGUUUUUUUUUUUGUUUGUUUUGUUUUGUUUUUGUUUUUUUUCUGAAAUAAAGACAGAUUAAUUUAAUUGUGUGAUGAGAUUAUGGCCUUAAAAUUUGCUGUCACUUAUUAAUAGUGGUAGAAAGUUAACACGCUAUUUAAACAUUGUCUGAAGCUUCCUAAAACCAAAAUUUUUACUGCGAGGUCAUGCAUAAAACUUGAAUUCACUUAUUACUUCUGUUGUUGUUGUAACAUUUUAAUAACAUUUUAAAGUAAUUUGUAUAUUAUAAGCAGUAUAUUUAAUACUAGAUUAAACUAGGGUGCAGCAUUAUAGGAUAUGAUUCAAGGCCUCUUUUAUCUUCAGACUAGUAGGCUUUUUAUGUGCGUCAUUAUAUAGAAGCCAUGUAUUAUAUUUGCUCUGCUAUUUGUCCAUGAAAUCUCCUGCGGUGCUGAGAUACUCACAGCAGGGCUGACAUCCAAUCAGUUUUUCUUUGCCUAAAGCCUGUUGCAAUGUGUGUCCUCUAUCGGGAAACUCUUCUGAUUUUCUCAGGCUUUGAGGGACAUGCAUGUUUUGGAGUACUACUUUUUGUCAGUGCACCAGGGCACCACCUGUACAGACACCCUGCUUUCCUUCCCGUGACCGUAUGAAAGCCUCAAGCGCUGACACCUUUGGAGCUGGUUUAUGUGAUUAAAAGUUCUCAGUCAGCACUGAGAACUGAAUUCCUUCUGGUGAGUAUUUUGCCACCAGCUCUGACCACAGCAAUUUGCACUUCCUUGGCCUGUGCUGAAGGCUGUUAAAAUCAGGGAUGCUUGUUGUAUUGGGGAUCAUCUUCAGCACUGCCUUUUUUUUUUUUUUUUUUUUUCCUUUUUGGUGUUUUUUUUUAGUUUCUUCUUCUCUUUGGUUUGUUUUUUUUGUUGAGACCUGAAGGUUUUGCUGAACCCUUGCACUGUAGGGGUGGGAUCCUGCAGGGGCCAGGGGACAGUGCAUUUUUUCUUAGGCCAGCAGUGGCUCAAAAUAUGCACAGAGACUUUAAUUACUAGGGAGACGACUAGCUGCCUUUUCAGUCUCACUUUGAAAAAGUGUUCACCCCCUUAGCUUAAAAGCUGUUGCUGGCCAGACUUCUUGCUUCAGUCAUGCUGGGAGCUGAGCAAAGGUGGGCUUGCAUGGAUCAGGAGUGAAGCCCAAGGAAGCAGGUUUAUGUUUAAGAGCUGCUCUCUUGUGCUUAUCGUUGCAUUAAAAAAAAAAAAAAAAAAAAAUUACUCCUUUUUAGCAGGUCAGGCUCCAGCUCUUGCUGGAGUACAAGGGGGUACAAGAAGAGGAUGUGUUACAUAAGUUAGGUCAAAUGUCUACCCGUAAAACAUCGGUGUAGCUGUAGUCUGCACCAGUAAUGGAGACGCGAGGACUUUGUAUUUUAUUUUUUCAAAUGUGCCUUAGAAGCAGGGCCCCACUCCCACAGAUGGCAGGUCAGCACCUAAACUCAUUGAGGCUCCACUGAAAAUCCCAGGUCUCUGCAGAGAGCACCUCGAUUUUGGGCUGAGCCUUUUGUAAUUUGAAGAUUUAGGGCCUUUAGCUGCAGUGGUGUCUGUCUACUAACAGGCUAUGCAAAAGGACUACCUGUUGUAAUUGGCGGGGGCGGGUUUCAUUGCCUUGGGAUUCUCUGAAGUUUAGAAAAAAGUGUAACAACUUGUUUCGCUGUAUGCUGAAAUCAUUUAAUACCGUGGAGGUAGUCUGAGCAUUUAUUUCUGGCUGUUGCAAAGGUCUCUACACAUGUGCCUUGUAAGAGGAGAGCAGUGGGAACUGGAAAACCAGGAAACCUGAAAACCAUUUUUAGCAGAGAGACGCUAGCGGUGCAAGAAACUGCCGGUUAGUUUCUUUUCUGCUCAAGCCACAAGCCAUGUAAAAGCCGCAGCUGCCUUUCGUUGCUUGUUUUGCUCUUCAUUGCUGACCUGUGAUUUCCAGAUCUCAUUGCCCCUGUGUAAACUCUAUUGCUCAAACUCAUGAAACACUCUUGACUCAACGUGGCCAUGAAAUUUCUCUCCCUGGGAUUUUCGGGGUGCUUUUCUACAAAUGCUCAUGUUGCACAGAAGUGAAUUCUGGCCAUGACCUGUGGUGGGUGGUGUUUUUUCCUCUCCCAUACUGGUAGCAACACUCUGUGUGUAACAGUUGAAACCCAGAACAAAAAGCUGCAAAAGAAACUCUAAUGCUUGGUUUCUUUGGGAUUACUGUUGCUUGUGAGGAUGAGGGAGGGUCCUGGCAUGCAGUUUUUCCCUGGGAUGUUACUUGUGUACUGAACUGCUUAUGGGUUUCCUGUAGAUGGUUUUGCUUUUGCAUUUUUAUCAUUUAUAUAUCAAGGGAUGUAUAAUCUGAUGUUCCUACUUUAUUAUUGAUGUCAAAUAAAGUAUUUUCAGUUACGA